UUUGUUGAUACACAGCUGUGAAAAAUCUUCUAAAGGCGGUGCCUCCGUGUACAGACAAACAUUUGAUAAAAACCAACACCCAGUGCACAGAGGGCUGCGGCAGAAAAAAGUACUCCCAAUGGAUACGCCAGGAUUUUAUCCCUGCGACGAGGCCGUCAUAUCCACGAACGACGAUGCGAGCAACUGCAAACGGUCGGCGGUGAAGCUGGGCUACUGGAAGGACGACUACAUUGGCCACUUUGUGCGCAACCCGGAUCGCAAGGCGCCCGAAAUAAACCGGGGCUACUAUGCCCGCGUCAAGGGUAUUCAGAUGUGCAUCGAGAAAUUUUUCAAGAAAACCGGGGACAAAUGCCAAAUAAUCAAUCUCGGUUGCGGCUUCGAUACGCUCUACUGGAGACUCCGGGAUGCUGGACACAUGGUGACUAACUUUGUCGAGCUGGACUUCCCCACCGUCACGUCGCGCAAAUGCUACCAAAUCAAACGAAAUAAGAUAUUGCUCGAAAAAAUCCACGUUGAAGAUGGUGAAGUCCGCCUCAGUCCGACUGAUCUGCACUCCACUAACUACCAUAUCGUCGGGGUGGACUUGCGCAACAUCGACGAGGUGGCACAAAAGCUGCAGCAGUCCGAGAUUGACUACAACGUACCAACAAUCUUCCUGGCCGAAUGCGUACUGGUGUACAUCGAGUCGCAAAACUGCAACAAUCUGCUCAAGUGGUUCGCGGCGAACUUCAAGACGGCCGCCUUUGUCAACUACGAACAGGUCAACAUGAACGAUCGGUUCGGUGAGGUGAUGCUGAACAACUUGCGGCAGCGCGGGUGCAGUUUAGCCGGGGUGGAUUCUUGCGUUUCCCUCGAAACUCAGAUCUCAAGAUUUAUGCAAUGCAACUGGCACGGUGCCAGAGCGUGGGAUAUGGUGCAGAUCUACAACAGCAUACCCGCCUCGGAACGAGCCCGCACCGAGCGGAUCGAGAUGCUGGACGAAGGCGAGCUGUUGAUGCAACUGUUCCAACACUACUGCAUCUCGAUCGCCUGGAUAGGGGAUCUGUUUCAGGACAUCGAAAUAACCGUUGAAAAGCAACUGUCUUCGCUAAAUAUAGAUUAAUCAAACCAACCAUCGUGGGAUCGUGAAAUAUAUUAGAAGUAUAUUUUUCUCGACAUGAACUACCAGCACGGGUGAAACCAGGACAAAAAGGGGCAAACAGAAAACCUCUACCAUAACAAUUCCCGGCCAUCGGGAUCGAAAUUCUACUCUGCCUGAAGUAACUGAAAAGGAAACUCUACAAUCAAAUCCACAAGGACAAACAUUUAGCACAUGGUCGUGUAUUUUAACGUUAUUGCACAGUUCAAUGUUCAUACCGGGACUGUCUACAUAGAUCUAAGGCAGAAAGUUAAUACCAUGUACACCCAGAUUUUCCUACAAAAGUACCACUUUCGUAAAAUAUCCUUAUACAAUACACCCUUUCUAUCUUUCAUCAACUUCUUUCUUUUCCGGACCUUUCAAACGUUUCUUCAAAAGUUACCUUCCAUUAGCCAAAACGAAAAAAGAAACAAACACCCACAAAAUGUAAUUAUCGAAUUGAUGUAAACUCGGUGUAGCAUGUUGCGGCCAAGUAGGAAAAAGGCGCCAACCCAUCCUCCGAUCCCGGAUAAGACUGUAUUGGCUAGUUUUGUAGAUAGGUUUUUGAAAACAAAUUUGAUACUGCAAUAACGCACAUCGCACAUCUCGAUUUUGCCUUGGUUAACUUAUUAAUUAGAUAAAAUGUGUAUCUUCUUUUUUUCUAUCAACUCUGCUCCCAUUUUCCCGUCGAGUGCUGGGUCACGAUGACAACUCAAACACAAAAGCAAGAUUAAUUUAAUGUAGUAUGAACGAAGUGAAGUAGACAGCGUUUCUAAGUUCCUUAUUGUAUCCGCGAAUUUUGUUAAUAUUUAUUUCUAAUAAAUCUAAAGCAACAGUCGUGUCAAACCGAA
Anopheles coustani is the source of this 1968-nucleotide messenger RNA. RefSeq names its product leucine carboxyl methyltransferase 1. The coding region runs from base 119 to 1102 and encodes 327 amino acids. Lineage: Eukaryota; Metazoa; Arthropoda; Insecta; Diptera; Culicidae. Gene Ontology annotation, cellular component: cytosol. Gene Ontology annotation, molecular function: protein C-terminal leucine carboxyl O-methyltransferase activity. Gene Ontology annotation, biological process: C-terminal protein methylation. The record is from RefSeq and is a predicted model, not a curated record. The transcript is spliced from 6 exons.